Messenger RNA from Lactuca sativa (garden lettuce), 2160 nucleotides. RefSeq names its product type I inositol polyphosphate 5-phosphatase 5. Gene Ontology annotation, biological process: phosphatidylinositol dephosphorylation. The record is from RefSeq and is a predicted model, not a curated record. Gene Ontology annotation, molecular function: inositol-polyphosphate 5-phosphatase activity; phosphatidylinositol-3,4,5-trisphosphate 5-phosphatase activity; phosphatidylinositol-4,5-bisphosphate 5-phosphatase activity. Lineage: Eukaryota; Viridiplantae; Streptophyta; Magnoliopsida; Asterales; Asteraceae.
GUAAGCAAAACCUUGACAUAAAAAUAUGAUAACAUUAUUUCAAAGUUAAAGUGGCAAUAUAUAUUCUUGUUAUAAGUUGUAGGAUCUUAAAUAAAAAUGUUAAUGUUGACAAAUAAAAUGGAUCGGAAGUACGUGAAAGGAGGAGUUAAAAACAAAAUUAAAUUAAGAGAGAUACAUAAAAACCGCAUAAUUCAUGCACGUUUACACCUUCAUCGAAAAAUGGACAUGAAACCCCUCAGAAAACGUACGAUGUGGCCCACCUUCGAUAACUACAUCUGUUUCAUCUUUUUCCAACCACAAAACUAAAUUCGAUCACAAGAAACAAAGAAAGAAGAAAGAAAAUAAAUCAUAGGGCGUCACGCCGGAGCAGAAUGAUCAUAAACUGGCCGUUGUCAUGACUAAGGCUACCGACAUCGCCGCAGAUGACAGCAGCGACAGCGCCACCACAGGCCAAAUCGCCGCCACAGGCACCACCCCUGACAAGUCCGUUAUGGACGAAGCGAAAACAAAGAUAGAUGGCAGCGAUAACGAUGAACAGGAAAUGGCAGAUUCAGAUGGGGCUCCUCAAGAUUUGGCGCUGAAAAUCGAGUCUCGACAGAAUGUGUCGUGGGCGAAACAUCAUUCAGCCAAAGUAAGCAGUAGCUCAGAGAUGGAUGGCCUGAACCUUUCGGGUAUCGAUCAAAAGAAGGAACCAGUAUCCCUUGUUAAAAAUUAUCGGAUAUUUGUUGCAACAUGGAAUGUUGCAGGUAAAUGUCCAGAUUAUGGAUUAGAUCUUGAAGAUUUAUUGAAGGUCGAAAUCCCCGCUGACAUAUACGUGCUAGGGUUUCAGGAAGUUGUUCCCUUAAGUGCAGGAAAUGUGUUGGUGAGUGAAAACCACGAGCCAGCUGCAAUCUGGUUAUCACUAAUCAGCCAUGUCCUCAAUAGAAAACCACACACGGAUUCAGACCCGGAUUCGAACCAUCAAGCUCCGGAUCCAAAGCACGGUUGGUUUCAUAGGCAUUCGAUGAAACACACAAGCAGGACCAUUAGCGCAGAUGAUGCGCUUCUUAGGGCUUGCAACUGUGAAAUUAUCUCAUCAGUGUCAAGCAAGAAGUUCAGAAUGAAUCGGCAUUCUGACCCUUCGUUUUCGUUUACACAUGCUGCCAUUGAUGAUUUGAUUUCACAUGCUGAGGCGACUCCUUUACCUUACUGCCUUGUAGCCAGCAAACAAAUGGUUGGACUCUUUCUUUCGGUAUGGGUUAAGAGAGAGUUGGUGCAACAUAUCGCCCAUCUUGGGAUCUCUUGUGUUGGAAGAGGAAUCAUGGGGUAUCUAGGUAACAAGGGGUGUGUAGCUAUUAGCUUUACAUUGCAUAAAACGAGCUUUUGCUUCAUAUGUACUCACUUGGCGGCUGGAGAAAAGGAUGGCGAUGAAGUUAAGAGAAACUUGGACGUGACAGAGAUCUUGAAGAAUAGUCAUUUCCCACUAAACUGCAAGAAUCCUGUUCGCCGAUCCCCAGAAAGAAUCAUCGAUCAUGAUCGAAUAUUGUGGCUUGGAGACUUGAAUUAUAGACUGUCUUUAAGCUAUGAAGACGCUAAAAUACUGCUGGAUAAUAAUGAUUGGGACCCUCUCCUGGAAAAAGACCAGUUGAUUAUUGAGAGAGAAGCAGGAAGAGUUUUCAAUGGCUGGAACGAAGGAAAGAUAUCCUUCGCUCCAACCUACAAGUAUUCAGAGAAUUCAGAUAAUUAUGCUGGAGAAACCGUCAAAUCUAAGAAAAACCGACGAACUCCUGCAUGGUGUGACAGGAUACUUUGGCGUGGAGAUGGGUUUGAACAAUUAUCAUAUGGACGUAGAGAAUCAAGAUUCUCGGAUCAUAGACCAGUUUGUGCAACUUUUUCAGUUGAAGUUGAGAUGAAGAACAAGUGCACAAUGCUUCGUAAGGGCCUUUCGUAUGCUGCUGGCUCAAAAAUAGAGUUUAAAGAUUGCGUACGUCACAGGCAUAGUUUUGCAUUUGUUUGAAAGCAACGCUUUUGUACUUUGUAUUUAUGUUUAUAUUUCUAAAAAGUGAAAUUGGGACAUAAUAUAGUGGUUGACAAAUGCAACCGUAAACCAAAUUUUGUAAAGAAUUAUUCAAAAAGUUGUACAUCCGAUUUUGUGUUGUAAUAUGUACAAAACUAGUUACA